UGCGCGCCUCGUCCCAACAAAUGCGGGUUUGCUGAUGAAGCACCGCGCCGGUUAUCCGAUCAUACAGGUCGCGCUGCAUGGAAACGAGGAAUAGGCAACCGCAGAAAACAACAGCAACAGAUAAAAAACUGUCAGUACAUGGGAAUCCGGACACCUCUCCCCUUCUUUUUUGCGUCUCGGUCGGUGGAUACGCCGCUUUGGCUGGCGUAUAAGAGCUCCCUGCGUCUCCAUUUCCAUUCCCCACUACUGGCUUACCUCUACUAGCCUACCACUACUACCACUCCUCCUCUUACUCCUUGUACUGCUAGCUAUAGUCCCGCUUUUACUACUGACUGUCUUCGCCGUAUUGUGGACUCUCUCUGGAUAAAAAGGUUCAACAUCCUCAUUAAUUAGUUACCUCACAGUACUGGUUUGGUCAACAUGGGUCGCUGGGAUCACUCCUCCCUCCUGUCCCCUGCCCUGAGGCUAGCUGUCGUCACUGUUAUUCUCCUCCUCGAGCUCCAUCCUUCAUUGGCUGGCGCUCCGCCUGAGCAGAGCUUGGGUGGCUCCGUUUCGGCGGUAUCAACUAAUAAAACUGAAUGCAGCAAAGCUGAGGCAUGCCAAAAGGGCGUGAUCCUUCCUAUUUGGGAGCCCCAAAACCCGUCAUUUGGUGACAAAGUGGCCCGGGCAACAGUUUACUUUGUGGCUCUGAUCUACAUGUUCCUGGGUGUGUCAAUCAUCGCAGACCGUUUCAUGGCAUCAAUAGAGGUCAUCACGUCACAGGAAAAGGAGAUCACCAUCAAGAAACCCAACGGGGAAACCACCACCACCACGGUUCGGAUCUGGAACGAGACUGUCUCCAAUCUCACCCUCAUGGCUCUGGGCUCUUCGGCUCCUGAGAUCCUGCUGUCCGUCAUAGAAGUCAUAGGUCAUAAGUUCCAGGCUGGCACACUGGGCCCCUCCACCAUUGUGGGCUCUGCGGCGUUCAACAUGUUUGUCAUCAUCGGGCUUUGUGUGUACGUCGUGCCCGACGGCGAGACAAGGAAGGUCAAGCAUCUCCGCGUCUUCUUUGUCACGGCCACCUGGAGUAUCUUCGCCUAUAUUUGGCUCUACCUGAUCCUGGCCGUGAUCUCGCCUGGUGUUGUGCAGGUGUGGGAGGGGCUGCUCACGUUCUUCUUCUUCCCCAUCUGUGUGUUGUUUGCCUGGGUGGCCGACCGCCGUCUGCUGUUCUACAAGUACGUGUACAAGCGCUACCGCACUGGCAAGCAGCGUGGGAUGAUCAUCGAGACCGAGGGAGACCGUCCACUUCCUUCCAAGGUGGACAUUGAGAUGGAUGGGAAGAUGCUGAACUCUCAUGGUGUUGACUUCCUGGAUGGUACACUAGGAUUGGAAAUAGAUGAGAAGGAUCUGGAUGAGGAGGAGACCCGGAGAGACAUGGCUAAGAUCCUGAAAGAGCUCAAGCAGAAACACCCUGACAAGGAGGUGGAACAACUCAUUGAGCUGGCCAACUACCAAGUCCUGAGCCAGCAGCAGAAGAGCCGCGCUUUUUAUCGAUGCCAGGCCACCCGGCUGAUGACAGGUGCUGGCAACAUCCUGAAGAAACAUGCCGCCGAUCAGGCUCGAAAGGCUGUCAGCAUGCAGGAGGUUCGCGCUGAUGCUGGUGAAAACGACCCCAUCUCUAAGAUCUUUUUUGAGCCCAGUUCUUACCAGUGCCUUGAGAACUGCGGCACAGUGGCGGUGAACGUGAUGCGACGUGGUGGCGAUUUGGGCAAAACCAUUUCUGUGGACUACCGAACAGAAGACGGCACAGCCAACGCUGGCUCGGACUACGAGUUCACUGAGGGCGUGGUGAUCUUCAAGGCUGGUGAGACAAUGAAGGAGAUCCGUGUGGGUAUCAUUGACGAUGACAUCUUUGAAGAGGAUGAAAACUUCCUGAUUCACCUUUCCAAUGUCAAGGUGUUGACAUCAGAAGGCGAGGAGCCCGAGGAAGGCGAGUCAGCUAAUCAUGUGGACUCAAUAGCGUGUCUCGGCCUACCCGCCACAGCGUCCGUUACCAUCUUUGAUGACGACCACGCCGGCAUCUUUACGUUUGAGGAGCCUGUAUUCCAUGUGAGCGAGAGUGUUGGCACCAUGGAGGUGAAGGUGCUGAGAACGUCGGGGGCUCGUGGCGUGGUCAUGUUACCGUUCAAGACAGUGGAGGGAACAGCGCGAGGUGGCGGAGAGGACUUCGAAGAUGUUCACGGCAUCCUGGAAUUUCAGAACGACGAGAUCUUGAAGACCAUAACCAUUAGGAUCUUAGACCGGGAAGAGUACAAUAAGCAGUCCUCCUUCUACGUUCUGCUUGAAACCCCCCAAUGGAGACGCAGCGAGAAGGAACGGACAGAGGAACAGCUGAAGGAAGAGAAGGAGGAAGAAGAGGCCCUGACGGGAAAGGAUGAAGAGGAUCAGCGCAUUGCUGAUAUGGGCCGUCCCAUGCUGGGAGACCACGUCAAACUGGAGAUCAUCAUAGAGGAAUCAUAUGAGUUCAAGAACACAGUGGACAAGCUGAUAAAGAAGACCAACCUGGCUCUGCUGGUAGGAACCAACAGCUGGAGAGACCAGUUCAUAGAAGCCAUCACUGUGAGCGCAGGCGAGGAUGAUGACGACGAGGAGUGCGGGGAGGAGAAGCUGCCGUCAUGUUUCGACUACGUCAUGCACUUCCUCACCGUCUUCUGGAAGGUUAUGUUCGCCUUCGUCCCGCCCACAGAGUACUGGAACGGCUGGGCCUGCUUCGUCGUCUCCAUCUGCAUGAUCGGACUGCUCACCGCCAUGAUUGGGGACCUGGCCUCUCAUUUUGGCUGCACAGUGGGCCUGAAAGACUCAGUCACAGCAGUAGUAUUUGUUGCAUUGGGAACCUCUGUACCAGAUACCUUCGCCAGUAAGGUCGCUGCUACCCAGGAUCAGUAUGCAGAUGCAUCCAUUGGUAAUGUGACAGGCUCCAACGCUGUUAAUGUUUUUCUGGGCAUUGGGGUGGCGUGGUCCAUUGCUGCCAUCUACCACAAUAGCAGGGGGGAGGAGUUCAGGGUGGAUCCUGGCACGCUGGCCUUCUCCGUCACGCUCUUCACCAUCUUUGCCUUUAUCGCCGUCGGCACGCUGAUGUACCGGCGGCGGCCAGAGAUCGGUGGAGAGCUGGGAGGGCCCCGGACAUCGAAGGUCCUGACCUCCAUGCUGUUUUUUAGCCUGUGGCUCCUCUACAUCCUCUUCUCCUCACUGGAGGCUUACUGCCACAUCCAGGGCUUCUAAGAUGACAGGAGAUGACGAAGAGAAGGGUGGGACAGAAGGAGAACAUGGAGCAAAAAACCAAGGGAAGGUGGAUGAAUGGAUGGAUUUGGAAAAUAAAGCAGUCUCAUUGAUCGAUCACUCCCUCCCUUUACACAAUAGAUUAAAUGACGGAUGAAUGGAUGGAUGUAGAGAUGAAGAAAUGGAGGACAUAUUAAAGCAUCUAAAAUCGGAACGGAAGAAAAAAACAGAUGCUUGAAAGGACGAAGGCAAACAGGAAAAUCAUAGGAAUAUGGCAGAAAAAGGAAUAAACUAAGGAAUAUUAUAUAGUUUUUUUUUUGUCUUUAUCUAUAAAUCUAAACCAAUCAAGUUGUCUUAAACCCACCCCCAUUUUAAAUAUACUAAAACUAAUCCCCAACACACACAAUUUUUCUCGGCUGGUUCCACCAUACAGAAAUGAAGAAAAUGAGUUUUAACAAAACAAGGAGUGAAAUGUUAAACUAGACAGACACACAGCUCCUAGGUUGUGUGCCAUCCCAUUUAUCCUCCUCCAGUUGGUGCAGGUCUACUCCCCCGUCCAACUACAGUAACAGGCCCGAGUGAGACAGAAAAGGACAGAAUAACUUUAUCAGUAUGUACAUGCAUGACCAGACGAUACCGAAAACACAAUCAGAAGAAACCGGAUAUAUUGCCACAACUGUUUAAUGACAACAAACUGUGUGUGUGUGUGCUGGUGUGUGACUGUGUGUUUCUGUGCUUGUGUGUUGGGGAAGAUGGUUAAGUACUGUGAAAAGAAUCGCCUCUCGUUUUGCCGUCGCUGCGUGCGAUGGUAUAAGCUUUCGUAUUUGAGAUCUUUUUGACUCCUACUCUGCCAGCCUGUAGAAAUGCUGUGUAAGACUCUUUUGCGGGAAGGCCCGUUCAAUGAAAUGAAAUGUUUUGAUCACGGAGGUUUGAAAUGUAAAUACAAAGAGCUGAACGUACAUUACAGCUCCACUAUUUUCCUUCUGAAUGUCUUGGUUACGCCAUGUGCUCCUAAAAGGGCCCUCGUUCUGUUGCUUUAUACAGUAGAUGUAAAUGAUUUAAGGUCUAAUUUGAAUCAAGAAAGGGUUUGUGUGCUUUUACCUUUAAUAAGGUCAUGUCUGAGAAGACAGAAUGGCCACUCUACCGUUUAAAACUGUUAGAGAAACUAUUAUCAUUGCAUAUAUAUCUAGGUUACUCUUAUGUGUUUUUUUAAACUGUGGAAUUCUGUUACCUGGUUUUCCACCUAUGAGAUUCCCACCAUCAUGUUUCAGUUGUAACAUUGCAAUAGACUUUGCAAACGUAGGUACCGUCCUCUGUGAAACCUCAUAGGCUGUCCGUUUCUUAACUGCCUCUGUCAUUGUUUUUCUCACUUUGAUGCCGCUUUCCCAUUGGUUCGCUCAACAGCUUGUGUCAUCAUCCCUGUGUCUCUUAAGUACCUCCCCCUGGCUGGUCAGUGGACCAAUCCAAAUCCUCAAGGGCUUUGUAAGAAACAACCACUAAUCCCUAACCCUGACCCUUGAUUUAUGAUUCUUCGCGUAGAUUGGUCUUCAGGGGGCUAUUUAACAGAGAUUUCCAUUCCGUAACAUUAUGCACCAACUGACCAGAUGUAAGGAUGCUUCUUCAGUGUGGCUUUCAAAAGAAAAAGAAGACUACAUGACCGCUUCAUUGAGUGCAGAAUUAUCAAACCAAGUAGCCAGAGUUACCCUAAUAUUGGCAAAAGCGACCUGAUGAUCCAAAGUAAUCGGUCAGACAAGGCUUCAACCUUUCUUGGACUUUUUCCCAGUUCACAGACUGCCUAUAAAUUGCAGUCAGCCUUAUUCCAAAUUCCAUCCAUGCAAUGUUCUUUCCCGGGCCGCCUCCACUCUGCUUCUUAAAUAUACUACCCUUCAGGCAAGUGGAUCAUGAAGGCCUUAACCCAAAGGAAGCAAUGAACGUCUGACUUUAUAUUGUUUCCUUAUUCAAGGGCAAGUGUUUGCUCUUGACGGAAGAACCAAAAUGUAAUCUACGUGAUUCACUGCUUCACGCCAGUCCUUGGAAAUCAACCACUGACACUUUACUUCAGCAGCCAGUUUUCAGUCUUAACAUAUGAGCCAUCAGAUCAGGAAUUGAAGUAUUUGCUGUUGUUGGAGAAGUAGUCCUACUAAUAGAUAUGGAUAAAUACUGUAGGGACAUCUUGCUUGGAGUACAUCUAAACUCAGCCAAGCAGACGCUGUUUAACAAACUCACAGAUGUUUGGAGACAAUUGUUUAUAAUAAAAAAAUGGGAUAAUGACAUUUUCUUUACACCCUAUUGAAAUGGCUUCCCCUCUAGGACCUGUAUCACAAAGUGAGUUCAGCUCAGUCAGGCUCUCUCUGGGUUACAUCAGUGAUUCUGGAUAACCAGUCUUGAGUUCAUAACCAUGACAUGUAACAUUAACAUAUCAAAAGGACCAUGUU
Molecule: messenger RNA, 5693 nt
Organism: Perca flavescens (yellow perch)
Lineage: Eukaryota; Metazoa; Chordata; Actinopteri; Perciformes; Percidae
Gene: slc8a1b
Product: solute carrier family 8 member 1b
Exons: 11
Coding region: 421-3261 (946 amino acids)
Biological process (GO): cell communication; sodium ion transmembrane transport; calcium ion import across plasma membrane
Cellular component (GO): postsynapse; sarcolemma; axon
Molecular function (GO): calcium:sodium antiporter activity
Source: RefSeq, a predicted model, not a curated record